Penicillium digitatum Pd1 is the source of this 1197-nucleotide messenger RNA. The record is from RefSeq and is a predicted model, not a curated record. Lineage: Eukaryota; Fungi; Ascomycota; Eurotiomycetes; Eurotiales; Aspergillaceae.
AUGGCCGAAGACAAGAAAUCCGACGACUACACCGUCGACAUGAACAAGGUGGACCAAGGGAAUAAGGAGUUCGAGGCUGCGCCGCCGCCGACUCCCUCGCCCCGCGCCAGUACUGCCAUAUCCAACAACCCCGCUCUUCCCGUUCUGGCAUACUGCGGUUCGUCAAUUAUGAUGACCGUCAUGAACAAGUAUGUUCUGUCAGGGUUGGAUUUCAAUCUGAACUUCCUCUUGCUUUGUGUCCAGUCUUUGGUCUGCAUUGCUGCAAUUCAAACAUGCAAGUCCAUGGGUCUUAUCACCUACCGGGAUUUCAACGCCGAUGAAGCCAAGAAGUGUAUGGACUCCGAUUAUAACAAGCUAAGAGAUAUAGCAGCUGACAAGUUUUCCAUCUCAGGGUUCCCAAUUACGCUCCUACUGAUUGGCAUGAUCUAUACUGGUUCCAAGGCCCUUCAGUUCCUUUCAAUUCCUGUCUACACUAUCUUCAAAAAUCUGACCAUAAUCCUGAUUGCUUAUGGAGAAGUUCUCUGGUUUGGUGGAUCGGUCACUAAUCUAACCCUGUUCUCCUUCGGCCUUAUGGUUUUCAGCUCGCUCAUUGCCGCCUGGGCUGACAUCAAGCAUGCCGUGGAGAGCACCGGUGACACCUCCAGCAAAGUCUCCACCCUGAAUGCUGGAUACGUCUGGAUGUUGAUCAACUGCCUGUGCACCUCGUCCUACGUCCUGGGCAUGCGCAAGCGCAUAAAGCUCACCAACUUCAAGGAUUUCGACACCAUGUUUUACAACAACCUCCUGUCGGUCCCUAUCUUAAUUGUUUUCACCCUGCUGGUCGAGGACUGGUCAUCCGCCAACCUCGCCCGCAACUUCCCUGAGUCCAACCGUCACGGUAUCUUCUUCGCUAUGAUUCUGUCCGGUGCUUCCUCUGUCUUCAUCUCCUACACAUCCGCAUGGUGUGUGCGCACCACCUCCUCCACCACAUACUCUAUGGUUGGCGCUCUCAACAAGCUGCCCAUCGCGAUCUCUGGUCUCAUCUUUUUCGAUGCACCAGUCACUUUCCCCAGUGUUUCCGCCAUCGGUGUCGGCUUUGUCAGCGGUAUUGUCUAUGCCGUGGCCAAGAUCAAGCAGAACUCGAAGCCCCGCAUCGGUGUUCUCCCCACGCCCGUCAGUGCCAGCAGCCAGAGCAUGAGAGACUCGCUGCGCUCUUAA